Messenger RNA from Sesamum indicum (sesame), 1057 nucleotides. RefSeq lists its product as uncharacterized. The record is from RefSeq and is a predicted model, not a curated record. NCBI's taxonomy places the organism in Eukaryota, Viridiplantae, Streptophyta, Magnoliopsida, Lamiales, Pedaliaceae.
AGUCGUCACUGGACUCGCCUAUCCUUCAAAGUUCGAACCACUCCACCAAGCCACGAUGACCCUUGUGCUCCAGUAGUAAUUACUGCUCAAAUUUUCAACUUCAUAUCCUUCCAAAGAUAAAAUUUUCCCCCAUUCCUCAAAAUCUACUCUCUGAAUUCUUGCGUGCGCACAUACAAACCGAGCUCUCCAUUUCCCAAGCUCCUCGGAAGCCAUGUCUUCAACCAUGUUCCUCCUGCUAACCGUCACCCUCGCCUUACUCUCCGCCGCGCCCUCCGCCGUCGCUGAUAAACCCACCGUUUACGAAGUUCUCCAAUCUUACGACUUUCCUGUUGGGCUCCUGCCGAAGGGCGUCACCAGCUACGAGCUGGACCCCAGCACCGGCAAGUUCUCUGUGUAUUUUAACAAAAGCUGCAGCUUCACCAUAGACGGCUACGACCUCAAGUACAAGAGCACAAUUACCGGCACGAUUUCGACGGACAAGAUUAAGAAUCUGAAGGGUAUCCAAGUGAAGGUUCUGUUUUUCUGGGUGAAUAUCAUUGAGGUGUCUAAGGAUGAUAAUGAAAUUGACUUCUCUGUCGGUAUUGCCUCCGCCAGUUUUACGGUGGACAAUUUUUACGAUAGCCCGCAGUGUGGUUGUGGAUUUGACUGUGUGAAUGCUGUCGCCGCAGAGAGGAGUGGGAGACUUAGCCUCAAAAGGGUUUUCCCUCUUCUUGAAGUAUAAUCUUGUUGGAGCUCCAGCGUCUGAAGGCACUCACUCAUUUUGUAGUUUCUGAAGUAAAUUAUGGAGAUUGGAGGGCGAGUGUCAUCAACACUCAUGUUUACAGGUGAGGUAUUAGUACUUGAGCUUUUGAUUAGUGCUGAUCCUCAAGUAGUAGACGCAGCAAAGCCAUGAUAUUAUGCGUAGGAAUAAGUAGUCAUCAACAGAUUUAUUACGUAUUUAGGUGGAGUUAGUUUUACUAUGAUGAUGCUAUUCUGUGUUGUAAUCUUCCUCUUCAUAUGAAUAACAGACGCUUUAUAAUCGGAGUUAUAAUUGAAAUUUUCAUUUCCAAGUCCUCUA